Molecule: messenger RNA, 1081 nt
Organism: Physcomitrium patens
Lineage: Eukaryota; Viridiplantae; Streptophyta; Bryopsida; Funariales; Funariaceae
Biological process (GO): protein methylation
Cellular component (GO): nucleus
Molecular function (GO): protein methyltransferase activity
Source: RefSeq, a predicted model, not a curated record
AGGGUAAUAUGCUGUCCAGGCUCACGGCGGCUGGGGGCAGUUCCCCUGUUCUUCGAGGCCUUGGAGGGGAGUUGCAGCGAAGGACUGGAAUUGUCGAAGCAAUGGCAACCGAGGCAGCCAUCGACGCGGACCCAUCGAUCGAUUCCGGUUCCGACAGCGAGGAGCCUUACUUCGAUGCCUCCUUCUUUGUUGAUGAAACAUAUGUUGAAAAGGAAUUCGUUGUUGGGGCUCAUACGAUUAAGGUUCUGUGCCUUCAGUGCUCGUCAACUGAUUAUGAUCUCACAGGGCAGCUGGUGUGGCCAGGAGCUGGAAUUCUGAACGAUUACCUAGUCAGUCAUUCAAAUGUUCUUGACGGUGUCUCUGUGAUCGAACUAGGAUCAGGAGUUGGUGUUGGAAGACUACUUAUGACUGUACACGAGUGUGGUGAUCUUUUAGUGGAUGUUGGUGUUGAAGAUCACAGCGUCAAAGGUCUCAAUGGUUUGCUGUGUGCCCGGUACAGUCGUCAUGUAGUCAUGACUGAUCACAACACCACCGUAUUAAAGGUAAUGAAAAAGAAUGUGGAGUUGCAGGGUGAUACUUUGCAAUCAAAGGUGGAUUGUGAGGAGCUUGACUGGGGCAACGAAGUCCACGUAGGACACAUCAAGGAGACUUACCCUGAUGGUUUCGACCUCAUUUUGGGUGCAGACAUCUGCUAUCACCAAAGCGCUGUAAAACCUCUCUUUGCGACCGUGAAAGCCCUCAUGGAGCUUCGCCCUGUAGGGUCCUGCAAGUUUAUUCUGGGUUAUGUUUCCCGGUUCAAAAGUAACGAUAUAGCAGUUAAUGCGGAAGUUCAAAGAUUGAAGAUGGAUAUUUGCGAGGCUCCAGGAACCCGGAAAUCGCUGGCAGGGGGUGCACAUGAGGGUUGGGUGUAUGAAAUUUCCAUUAAGCCUGAUCAAUCGUAGUGUUUUGUCCUGAAACUUGGAGAGGUUAUCUUACAUGUCGAACCAUAUUCUUACGUCCAAGUAUGGGCAUGGACAACGGUAAUGAGGCCACAGAGUACAAAAGAUUCGAAUUUUUUUUCCGAUUGGAUCAGCUUGCUGAA